ACCUGCAAUAUCCAGUCUCAUCCUUACGUCUUUCGGAUUGAAGAGUGUCCAGUCUGCCACAUUAUUAGACUUGGAAGAUCCUCCUGUGUUCGUGUGCUUGAGAGCUCUUUGAAUCAAGAGGCUGAACGUUGUUCCCAUAUCCCGCUCUUGUGCCGCUGCACAAGUCAACCUACAGCUUACUUCCCUAGCUCUUGUCUAGCUCUACAAACUGGAGUGGUUUUGGGCUCUUUCGACUUCUGGAAAAGACGGUGGACCUGCACCGUCUAGGGCUGGCGGAAUGUCUGGGGCGUCAUCGACAUCAACCCCACAACUCAGUCCUCAGUUCUGCUUCAAUGAGAGGGUGCUCUUAGAUUUUCUGCGGCUUUCUAGGGCGACCAUUGAUGACUCCAUUUCGCAGAAUCUCAAUGCUCUGGUCACCCCGGCCCGGGAGGGGUUUGAUCCCUCGUCAACUGCAAUCCGUCAAACGGACUCCAGAGCCGGAAGGCCGAUAGAUCCCGAAGCAUGCCGGAACUUCAAAGACAAUGUCCUCCUCCAGUCAUGGCAAACGCGAUCUGAUGUGCUGAACUUUUGCGCUGGGGUGGCGACCAGUCCCGAUCCCGACGAUCCGGAUCUUAUCCUUCGACAGGAAGAGUCGGCAAAGGAACGAGAAAAGAUUGUCGAUGAAAGAUUGGAUCCUUACUCUGCUCGAUAUUUCCCGAAAGAGCUGAGGACAGAGUCGCUUGCGAACUUGGUUCGAAACCAGCGAACAGUGGAAGAGAUCAUACGAGCGCGAACCUGGGGCGUGGUUACUGACAGGUGCAGUGACUCGGCUUCGACCUGGGAGGAGGCUUUGAACAAUUGGCGCCAGAGGAAGCAACGGUGAGGGUUGUGAACGGCGCCAACAGAGGCCGUUAUCCUUACGCCGAAAACAUGAAGGAUACUCCCCCAUUUAUUACUCUGCUGGCAUAGCAGAUGUUGAUAUAAUUCGAGGUGUCAUGUCUCUUGAUGUAUAUUUCUGUAUAUUAUCCUUGCAUAUCUCAGGCGUUUGGUAUCAAGACACAAGCUAUCUCAGCGCUAUUAUCAACUUGUCGAAGAACCAUAAAGCCAGGCAUAUACCCAAAAAGAACAAAGGUACGGUAGCACGACAACGGACUUUAAUAUGUAAGGAUUCCCUGGGCGGCAUAUGCACGCAAGCGACGUCUCGGAUACUCAUGCUGACUGACGCUGGUCAGCCCUCGUUGGUUGAGCGCGAAUGCAGCUGGAGAGGGAGGAUUGUACGGG
Aspergillus novofumigatus IBT 16806 is the source of this 1260-nucleotide messenger RNA. RefSeq names its product MIX23 family protein. The coding region runs from base 278 to 862 and encodes 194 amino acids. Lineage: Eukaryota; Fungi; Ascomycota; Eurotiomycetes; Eurotiales; Aspergillaceae. Gene Ontology annotation, cellular component: mitochondrion; mitochondrial intermembrane space. The transcript has 2 exons. The record is from RefSeq and is a predicted model, not a curated record.